AUGAGUAGCAAUAAUAAUGGAUUGAAUGAUCUAGAAUUACUAAGACUAAUUCAAUAAGAAUUUCAAUAGGAUAAAUCACCUGUUUAUGAUGAAAUUAGUGAUUAAUAUUCUUCAGUUAGUGAUGAUGAAGAAAUAAUUAUAAGAGAUCCAUCAUCUUAAAUAAGUAAAUAAAUUUAAAAUUAUUUUAGCUGAUGAGUCUUCAUUAUCACAAUAAUAAGAAAAGAAAAAAAGUAGAUGGAAAUAUGUAAUGUUUAAUUAGUAUUUACUUAGUGUUGUUAAUAAUGUACUAAAUCUGAUAAAGGUUCUAUUAAACCUAAAACUUGUGUUUGUAUAGUACCUGCAUCUUAAAGAAGAAUUUAAAUUGGUGAAUAAGGAUGUCUAUCUUGUCAUUGCACAGGAUGUUCAAUUGAAGAUGAAAAGAAAAAAUAAAAAAAAAUAAAAAAGAAAAGAAAAUCUUCUUCAGAUUCAAGUUCAGAUGAAUCUUCUGAUUUUAAAACUGUGAAUGGAUGUUGUAAGAAAUGUAUGAAAGCAUUUUCUAAAAAAGGAAAGGAAGCUAAAGUUUAGAUAUUAUUAAAUAUUAUUAUAGUCUUGUUUAUGUCAGGUACCAAGAGCAGUCAGAAAGAAACCUCUUCCUCCACAUGGAUGUUAGUAUUGCGGAUGUCAUGGAUGUAAUCCAGAGGAUAAGAAGAAAGAUAAGCCUAAAAAAAAUAGUCGAUAAUUAUCUCCUGUGUCUAGUGAUUUGAAUGAACAGAAUCUUAAUAACUUUUAAAAUGCUCGUAAUAUUGGGUUAUGAUGUUAGCUUUAAUUUAAUUGUUAAAUUCUUAGAAUAUCAAUCCAGGCAUUAUAGGAAUAGGUAUACCAUAAAGGACAUACUCAUAUAUUUAUGGGAAGGAACAAGGACGUUGAGAAUAAAAACUUAUUAAAUUAUUUAUAAUCAUAAACUCUUUUAAUCAAUUAAUGAACGUAGUAAUUUUAUUAUUCAAUAGCAAAGGAAUUAAUAAAGUUAAGAGAAACCAAGACCAUACAAAAAACUGUAAAUAUUUGUAGAAUCAAAAUAGGAUAGAUUGA
Molecule: messenger RNA, 1068 nt
Organism: Paramecium pentaurelia
Lineage: Eukaryota; Ciliophora; Oligohymenophorea; Peniculida; Parameciidae
Source: the annotation of a GenBank genome assembly